AUGACGCCAGCACGUUCAUCGACUAAUGAUGACGCAAUUCAGGAUGAAAAUGCUGAUGAAAGUGAGGAUGCCUGCAAGACCGCGCUGGUGACGCCUGAAGACAGCCAGUCAGUCUCCGAUGGCAGCGGACGGGCCCUCGUAAAGACAAAACUUUUCCACCUGACAACGGGACUCACAAUUGCCCCCAUCUACAAGCUUGUCUGUGUGCGUGUUUGGUGCAUCGAUUAUGCUUCUGUCGCGACUGGAGGCCUGUCCACUUGUCGGUCUGCCGGUCUGCGUGUAGCCAGACGCUGGGGCCUGUGGUUCUGGGUCAGAGACGGCGCAACUGUAGCUCACCCGUAA
Molecule: messenger RNA, 342 nt
Organism: Protopolystoma xenopodis
Lineage: Eukaryota; Metazoa; Platyhelminthes; Monogenea; Polystomatidea; Polystomatidae
Source: the annotation of a GenBank genome assembly